This is a messenger RNA of Sinocyclocheilus anshuiensis, 708 nucleotides long. RefSeq names its product structural maintenance of chromosomes protein 6-like. Gene Ontology annotation, molecular function: damaged DNA binding; single-stranded DNA binding. The annotation marks the transcript as partial. Gene Ontology annotation, biological process: double-strand break repair via homologous recombination. The transcript has 7 exons. Gene Ontology annotation, cellular component: Smc5-Smc6 complex; site of double-strand break; nucleus. The record is from RefSeq and is a predicted model, not a curated record. NCBI's taxonomy places the organism in Eukaryota, Metazoa, Chordata, Actinopteri, Cypriniformes, Cyprinidae.
UAAGCUGGGAAAAGUGCCAUUCUGACAGCUCUUAUAGUGGGUCUUGGUGGAAAAGCAACCAUAACCAACAGAGGAACAUCUUUGAAGGGCUUUGUGAAAUAUGAAGAGAGUUUUGCAGACAUUAAAGUGAAAUUAAAAAACAGAGGAAACGACCCCUAUAAAGGUGACAUUUAUGGAGACAGCAUCUGCAUUGAGCAUCGGAUCACAAGCGACGGUUGCAGGACUUGUAAAAUCAAGAAUAAAACUGGUCAUGUCAUUUCCACAAAGAAAGAAGAGUUAACUGCUAUACUGGACCAUUUCGGCAUUCAGGUUGACAAUCCCAUUUCAAUACUCAAUCAAGAAAUGAGCAAACAGUUCCUGCAUUCAAAAAGUGAAGCAGACAAGUACAAGUUUUUCAUGAAAGCAACUCUUUUGGAGCAAAUGAAGAGAGACUACAUUCACAUCAAGCAGACUAAAGCCUUGACGCGCGAACAGGUGGAAAGACAAGAGGAGUGUCUUAAAGAUCUCAGGCAGUUGUUUUUGCAAAAGAAAGAAAGAUAUGAAUGCUUGUCGUCGCUUGACAAUAUGAGACAGAAUCUAGAGGACCUGAAGAAGAAGAUGGCAUGGUGUUUGGUGAGAGAGAAGGAGAGGCUUGUUGAACAACUGAUGGAACAAAUUGAAAACGAAGAGUCUGAUCAUAAAAAUGAAGAAAAGCUGCAGCUCUGUCAG